This is a messenger RNA of Cuscuta epithymum, 1993 nucleotides long. The record is from the annotation of a GenBank genome assembly. Lineage: Eukaryota; Viridiplantae; Streptophyta; Magnoliopsida; Solanales; Convolvulaceae.
AACCCCUAAAAUAGUACAAGUACAACAAUAGUUAAAAAGGAAAUACGGAGUAAUGAGAAAGAUCAAAUAAGAGGUUCUCCUAUCCUCUUCGGAAUCAGAUCAAAUACUAGGCUCUCAUCCUCUCCCAUUUCUAAAACGUUAUAAUGGUGAGGAAGAGAAUCGAGAUCAAGAAGAUCGAGAGCUUGACGGCGAGGCAAGUGACGUAUGCCAAACGGAGAAGAGGGCUUCUCAAAAAAGCAGAAGAGCUUGCCACCCUCUGCGAUGCUGAGCUUGGGCUUAUCGUCUUCUCCGCCACCGGAAAACUCUCCGAGUAUUCCAGCUCCAGGACUUUCCUGUGUACGAAGAAAUUCGUUCCGCGGACACUUGGCUGAGUGAAAAUGGUGGCUUCGAUUUUUUGUUGGUAGAGCAGAGGAUCAUGUCUAUAGCCGGCGGCUUUAACUAGUCACAGGAUACCGGAUGAUGGAAUAAACGGUGCGGACAAUCACUUUUUGCCCAAUGAAGUAUGAUGACCGGAAUUUAUCAAAUGCAUAGAAGACAACUAAAAAUUCCUUCUCUGUGGUGGCAUAGUUCAACUCCGCAUUAUGGAACAAUCUAGAAGCAAUAAAUGGCAUGAAACUUAUCUUUUCUUUGCUCAAGUAAUACUCCAAUGGCAUGGUCAUUAGCGUUACCAAUAUUCUGAAUGGCGCUAAUCGGCCGCUAGCCGCUAGGUGUUGGACUGGCGCCCAAUUAGCGCCUAACGCCAUUAAGAAUAUUGGUGACGCUAGUGACCAUGCCAUUAGAGUACUGCUUGAGCAAAGAAAGGAUAAAUUUCAUUUCAAUGGUAAAGAACAACAACAUCCAAGCCUUAGUCCCAAGUUGGCCAUGUUUAGGAAUUCCUUGAAUGAAUCCAAAGAAUUUGGCAAUAAAAUUGAAUGGAUUUCCCCCCGGGCGGCCAUAAAGUUGAGUUGUGUUUGAAAGUUCUUUCUCUUUGAAGAUCAAGAGGUUCAAGAUGUUUAGAACCUUGACUUCUCAAAUGCAUUCAUACACAAAGGUAUGCAACAAGUUCUUGCGAGGCAAAAUAUGCAGUCAAAUAAGAUGGAGAAUCUCGAUAAUCAUCAUGAUCAUGCACCUAUCGAGCUUGAGGAUAAUCGAACCCAUGCAAAGCUAAUGAAAGACUGCAUGGACAAGGAUCGCCAGCUGAGGCAACUGAUGGGAGAAGAUAUUCAAGAGCUUGACAUGGAUGAUUUGAUUACACUGGAGAAACAGAUGGAGAGAGGAUUGAGCCGUGUUCUGAAGAUGAAGGGGCGGACUUACGCUAUAACCAGGAUAUGCAUAGGCUACACCUCAAAAUGUGCGGCACGCCUAUGUGGUAGUAAUAUUAAAAUAAAACUCUUGCUAGGCUACAAGUCAAAGGGUCAAAACGCUCUAGUGCUACACGAGACAUUACACUUGAACGAGAUAACUGCUCUCAAGAAUCAGGGUGCUUUUCUGAAGGAAGAGAAUGAACAAAUGAAACACUUCGUCCAUCAGCAGAUGGGCAGGGGGGAGAAACCUCCAUCCGAUCAACUGGUUCCUGGGCAGUCGGACAAUUCGAUCUCAGAAGCGUGCAGCCCAACUAUUAGUCAAUCUUGCCAUGGCCACUCUGAUACUUCCCUCAAAUUAGGCUUGCCUUUUCCAACUGAAGUUACAAGGAAGUGGGGGCUUACGCCAAUGAUAUGAUUUUUAAUUGGCAUGGGAUGACACAUUAUCCCAAAUAAUUUGUAUAUGAUUUCCUGAUUUCAUCUAAUAAUUUGAUAGAACGAAAGGAUUUAAUAAUGUUAUUUGUGAAAAAAUGUAAUUACUGGAGGUGAAAUUAAUCUAUGCAACUGGAGUAGAGAAUGUCCUUUGUAUCAAUCUAUAAUAUAAGUAUGUAAAAAAUGUCUGUUGUGUAUUGAAUUUUAAAAAAAAAAUGUUUUUCGUAAUAAUUAAGUGUAUAUAGGAAGUAAGGAAACUCAAUACUGCGUAUUAUGGCCGG